Messenger RNA from Venturia canescens, 8949 nucleotides. It is a transcript of the gene AGO1, whose product is annotated as protein argonaute-2. Gene Ontology annotation, biological process: regulatory ncRNA-mediated post-transcriptional gene silencing. The coding region runs from base 1362 to 4154 and encodes 930 amino acids. Lineage: Eukaryota; Metazoa; Arthropoda; Insecta; Hymenoptera; Ichneumonidae. Gene Ontology annotation, molecular function: single-stranded RNA binding; RNA endonuclease activity; protein binding. The transcript has 13 exons. The record is from RefSeq and is a predicted model, not a curated record.
AAAAAAUAAAUAAUAGAAGGUAGAGAGGCAGUGGCUCAGUGGUAGCGGGCCCGGCUCCCACCCAGCGAGCCCGGGUUCGAUUCCCGACGCCGACACCAAUGGAUUUUUCUAAGUGUCCCAAAGCUGUACUCUCUGUGGUUCGGAACCCACGUAAAAAAAAGUAGGUCCAGAGUGUGUGUAGUGGAAAAAACAAAAACAGUGGGAAAGAAAAACGAAUAGUGGAGAUAUAUAAAAUAGAGGAAAUACAGAAAAAACACACCAUGUAAAAACCCGAAAAGGGUAUGCAUGUAAAACUCCACCACUACUACUACUAAAUAAUAGAAGUUUAUCACCUCGGGCAGUUUACUCAUGUCAGUUUACAAUCGUAAUCAUGGAUGAAGUAGCAAAUGCAAAUUCAUGAUAAAUUUCGCAAAUAAUUCGCUGUGUAUAAGAAGCAGCUUUCGUGAGAAUAAAAAUUUACGUGGCAUGUAAUUCGCGAGGGUUUCUGUUUGGUUGCUCGACGGUCCACGUGGUUUGAUGGACGGCUGAUGGAUGAUCGCCGCGCGUCCAUCAUUGUUUCUCGGUUCGCCGGGUUCGCGAACUAUGCACACGUCACUGCUGCGACGGUCAGGCGCGAAGUAUCGAGGCGAAAAAGAAAGAGGGAGAAGAAAGCAAAAAGGCGGAAAAAAACGAAAACAAUAUGGUUGCCAUUGUAAGGAAAAAUCUUGCUGGAGCUUUUGUGUGCACUUCUUGAAUAACUCGCGAAUGUAUUUAUGUAUAUAUUCACUUAUAUAGAUCUGUAUAUAUACAGAAACGUACACACACGCGUGCCCACACAGUCGAAACUUGGCCUCCUGUGCUGCUCAGUCGUCUCGUGACCGUCGUAGCGGCAGGUUGUUUACGCGACUUUUCGCUCUCUCGGCCCCUUUCUUCGCGCUAAAAUGAUUUAUUCCUCCCGGCGAGUCAUUACAGUCGCGGUUUUUCAUGCUUUUCCGAAAAGAAAAAAGUUCUCUAAUAAUGGAACGUAAUUUAUUUUAUUAACCCUCAUUCCUUCGUGCAAUGGUGUAUAAAUUUGUCAACUUUGUUUUUUUAUUCAUUCCGUGUGCGUUUCAGUCUGUUUUUUUUUAUUUCUCUUCGCGAUCCCUUGAACUUUUGCCAGGGAAAUGUAGUGAGUGACCUGUGUGUAGUUUUGUGAAAAAUCGUAUUCCUGUGUAACAUAUUUACGAAUAUCGAUAAAAAAAAACAAUCUUGGAUAUUGCGCGAAAUUUUGUUUCGCGAAGUUCAACUUUCCGGGGAUCAAUCCUCGAAGUAAUUCGCGUGUUAAUGAGACAAACGCCGUUUUUUCUUCAACAGUGAGUUUUCACCAUACAUCGGAUUGAAAAAUGGCUCAAUUGGAUCAACAACCGAUCCCCAUCCCGGAUUUGAGUACGAUCCGUAUUACCGCCGCGGUUUCUAUGCUUGGCAAAGCGUACGGAUGUGGACAAUGCAGUGGUCUUUCAGCCCCGCCACCCGGGCCCACGACCAGCACGGCUGUUGGUGCUGCGGGAGCCACAGGAAGCAGCGUUGUUGCUUCGAGCUCAUUGGGCCUUGUUCCCGCACAACAGACACACACUCCUCCGCAGCCACCUGAACUGCCAAUGUUCUCAUGUCCACGAAGGCCAAACAUAGGACGGGAAGGUCGACCUAUAGGUCUGAGAGCCAAUCACUUCCAAAUUUCAAUGCCAAGGGGCUACGUUCAUCAUUACGAUAUAAAUAUACAACCUGAUAAAUGUCCACGUAAAGUUAAUCGGGAGAUAAUCGAAACGAUGGUACACGCCUAUAGCAAGAUUUUCGGCACUCUCAAGCCCGUUUUCGAUGGAAGAAACAAUCUCUACACGAGGGAUCCUUUGCCCAUUGGCAAUGACAAAUUAGAAUUAGAGGUAAUACUGCCCGGAGAAGGAAAAGACAGAGUGUUUCGCGUAGCAAUCAAGUGGAUAGCCCAAGUUUCUUUGUUCGCCCUUGAAGAAGCUCUCGAGGGUAGAACACGGCAAAUCCCUUACGAUGCUAUUUUAGCUCUCGAUGUUGUUAUGAGGCAUUUGCCGUCCAUGACGUACACGCCCGUUGGCAGAUCUUUCUUCAGCACACCCGAUGGUUACUACCAUCCUUUGGGAGGUGGUCGGGAAGUCUGGUUCGGCUUUCAUCAGUCCGUCAGACCCUCGCAAUGGAAAAUGAUGCUCAACAUUGACGUAUCGGCAACCGCCUUCUACAAAGCCCAACCCGUAAUUGAGUUCAUGUGCGAAGUACUCGACAUACGAGAUGUAAACGACCAAAAGAAACCGUUGACCGACUCGCAGAGAGUCAAAUUCACCAAAGAGAUCAAAGGCCUUAAGAUCGAGAUCACUCACUGCGGUACCAUGAGACGAAAGUACAGGGUUUGCAAUGUCACACGAAAACCCGCUCAAAUGCAAUCAUUUCCAUUGCAACUGGAGAACGGCCAAACGGUGGAGUGCACCGUUGCAAAAUACUUCUUAGAUAAAUACAAAAUGAAGCUGCGUUAUCCUCAUUUACCAUGCCUUCAAGUAGGACAAGAGCACAAACACACUUAUUUGCCUCUGGAGGUCUGUAAUAUCGUGGCCGGGCAACGGUGUAUAAAAAAAUUGACGGAUAUGCAAACAUCAACGAUGAUAAAAGCAACAGCCCGCUCGGCACCGGAUCGGGAACGAGAAAUAAACAAUCUCGUGAGACGAGCCGAUUUCAACAACGAUUCUUACGUUCAGGAAUUCGGACUUACGAUCUCGAACAGCAUGAUGGAAGUUCGGGGUCGAAUAUUAGCACCGCCGAAAUUGCAGUACGGCGGACGUGUCAGUUCGCUCACUGGGCAGACGAAACAGCAAGCUCUACCGAACCAAGGAGUUUGGGACAUGCGUGGAAAACAAUUUUACACGGGAGUUGAAAUAAGAGUUUGGGCAAUAGCCUGUUUCGCACCUCAGAGGACCGUUCGUGAAGAUGCUCUUCGACUUUUCACAACUCAACUGCAAAAAAUCAGCAACGACGCCGGCAUGCCGAUUAUCGGGCAACCUUGUUUCUGUAAAUAUGCCACCGGUCCGGAUCAAGUCGAACCCAUGUUCCGCUAUCUCAAAUCGACUUUUCAAACUUUGCAACUCGUGUGCGUCAUUUUGCCCGGAAAAACACCGGUUUAUGCCGAGGUGAAACGCGUUGGUGACACUCUUUUGGGAAUGGCGACUCAGUGCGUACAAGCUAAAAAUGUCAACAAAACUUCGCCCCAGACACUCUCCAAUUUGUGCCUGAAAAUCAACGUCAAAUUGGGCGGUAUAAACAGCAUUUUGGUACCAAGUAUCCGACCCAAAGUCUUCAACGAACCUGUUAUUUUCCUCGGUGCUGACGUCACUCAUCCACCUGCCGGUGAUAACAAGAAACCCAGUAUUGCUGCUGUCGUUGGAAGCGUUGAUGCUCAUCCUUCGCGUUACGCCGCUACUGUCAGAGUACAACAACACAGACAAGAAAUCAUUCAAGAACUCAGUUCGAUGGUCAGGGAACUGUUGAUAAUGUUCUACAAGAGUACCGGUGGCUACAAACCGCAUCGGAUAAUUCUGUAUCGCGACGGUGUUUCGGAAGGUCAAUUCCUCCACGUUCUUCAGCAUGAGUUAACUGCGAUACGAGAAGCUUGCAUCAAACUGGAGGUUGACUACAAGCCUGGAAUAACUUUUAUCGUCGUUCAAAAAAGACAUCACACGCGAUUAUUCUGCGCUGAAAAGAGAGAACAGAGUGGAAAGAGUGGCAAUAUUCCGGCGGGCACAACCGUCGACGUUUGCAUCACUCAUCCCACCGAAUUUGACUUUUAUCUAUGCAGUCAUCAAGGAAUUCAGGGAACGUCAAGACCGUCGCAUUAUCACGUUCUUUGGGACGACAACCAAUUCGACAGCGACGAAUUGCAAUGUCUUACUUAUCAAUUGUGUCACACCUACGUUCGAUGUACGAGAUCCGUUAGUAUACCCGCGCCAGCGUAUUACGCUCAUUUGGUUGCAUUCCGCGCGAGGUAUCAUUUGGUGGAAAAAGAACACGACAGUGGUGAAGGAUCUCAUCAAUCUGGCUGCAGCGAGGAUCGAACGCCCGGAGCGAUGGCACGGGCAAUAACAGUGCACGCGAACACAAAGAGAGUUAUGUAUUUCGCGUAAUCAGAUCGACUCUCGUUUAUGCGAGAAAGAUAAGAGUGAAAAGAUUUGAGUGAGAGCAGGAAAAAGAGAGGCAGAGGGAUCGUAAGGUUUUACGAUAAAACUCUCGUAUAGCCACAAGUGUCAUAUCUCAAAGUAGUGAAAGAAAACAAAGAGAAGAAAAAACAGCUGAAACAAACAAAGCAAAAAGUAUAUCAUAAAAAAAAACAUGAAUUUGAUUGAAAUCGGGACCGAAUUCUUCUUGAGGUGGCCAAUUUUUUCCUUACAUUGAAGAAAUUUCACUAACGAAAUAACGCGUUAUGAGACAAUCGCGAGUACUUUAAUUGUUUUGCUUAUUCCCGAUCAUUUGUUCCACCGCGCUUCGACGAUGCAUCGGAAUUCCGCGGAGAAAACCGGUCUGAAAUAUUCGAGGUGAAACUUUUGAAAGGGGAAAAAUUAACGGAGUUAGAUUUUAUAAACGAAAGGUGCUUUUAGUCAAUCAUGUUUGAGAUUAGAAGCGUGUCGAAACGUAGUUUUCCGUUUAUUUUUUUUUCGUUGCCAAGAGUUGAGAACUCACCACCGCUCUUGUUAUAAAAUAUGUGCUUUUUCAUUUUGCUAAGAAUUUAUACGCUUAUUUUCGCAUAUGUUUUUUAUUUUUUCUUUUUUCACUUAAAUCCUAGGGAUACUGUCGAUUACCACGAUUCAUUAUUCGUAUUAUAGCUUAUGAAAUUCCAUUGACACAUCAUCACUGGAAUGAUUCUUUAGUUUAUUUUUGUGUACAUAGGCUUUUUGGAAGACCUCCAAUAACUCGAAUCAAGCACAGGCUAAAAUAUUUUAGGCUCAAUGAAUUCUUUAGCCUAUUCUUUUAAUCAAGGCUCCCACCUUUUUUUAUAUUGUCGUCGAAGUUUGCUCGCCGAUUUUUUAACAAAAAAUGUUGCCGUUCGCAAAGAAACUUCAAUAACGAUUAUGCAGAAAAUUGGACUCGCUCAACGGUCUUUAUCGAUCUCGCCCCAACCAAAAAUCUAAUGUUCAGCUAUUUUUUUCUCGAGCAUUUGAUACAUAAAUUUUAUUUUCGUUACGAAAAUUGGUCACCACAAGUUUGAUGACGUCUUCGUCCGAACUAGAUGAGAAAAAAAAAUAUUUUUUUUUCUCCAUGAAUCAUGCUUAGGGACUCUGGAUCUCUGGGUUUGUGGUUGCAAUUAAAUUCGGGAAUCGAAAUGAUCAAAGUCAUUUAGAGAAUUUCUGCGUUGCAACUUCGUCUGGAGAAACAUGUUUCUUUGUUUUUUUUUUGACCAAAUCGACGUUUCAUCUCGCAGUUUUUUUGUGAGAGAAGGCAGAGAGAUACGGAUUCUUAUUUAUUCAUCUGUUUGGCUUGAUUCGAUGGAACGAGCUGAGGAGAGAAAGAAUGGAAAAAAAAGAGAAAUGCCUUGAAGCCGGGAGAGGGAGUGAAAAAUGGCGUGCCACAUCCGCUGAGAGAGAUUCUGAUAUCUUUUUUAUGAUCUAUACUUUUCGUCAGUCCAGUAUCCAGUGUCACGAAUCAUUAGAAUAUAAGGAUGCCCGCAAUAAUUUUGUGCUGAUCGCAGAAAGAACGUUCAAACAAUUGUUUAUCUCUAAAAUAAUCGAAUAAUUGAAAAUCACAAUCGUAGCAGGAAGUUGCAUUUUAAAAACUAAGUGUCAAAUAUUUUUUUUACAAUUCUUAUUACUAAUAUAGUUAUUGUUUCUUUUUCUUUUAUAAUUUUAACUCGUUCUUACUUUUAUCGUUGGAGAUUCGGUAUGGAAAAAAAGUAAUUUUAUCGUGUGGAGCAAAAAAAGAAAUUUUAGGCGAAGAAUACAUAAAAUUUUUCAUUCGUCAUAUCGAUCAAAUCAUAAAAACACUGAUUUUGUGAAAAAAACCGAAAGAAGUUCAAAAAAAUUAAACGAUUUUCAGCCUAUUAAAAAAAAAAAAAGCAUUGUGCGAAUCUAAAAGUUCUUUUUGCGCCAAGCAUAAAAUGCGACUACGCUUAGUUUGAAGGAGGGAAGUAAAUUAAAAGAAUAAUGAAAAUAAUAAAAGCCGCGUCAAAUGCUCGACAGAAUCGGCCGUCUCAGUUAUUUUUUACGGUGCAUUUACAAAGCCGGAAUAAAUUAAUCUUAGAAAAUGUGCGCGCAGAAUAAACGGGAACGGCCGGAUAAACGAUGAGUGAAUCCUCUCUUGUGAGUGAUUUUUCGCGGUUUAGGUUAAUUUUAAAAAUUCACGUGACACGGGUACCGAAAGUGACACUCGAGAAAGAAAGCCCUAUCAAUGCAAUGCAUACGAGAAAUAAUGAAGUAAAGAAGAAACAAAGUAACUAAGGCAGUAACAAUAAAAACACGUAGGAAUUUAGGUCUCCCCGUGAGAAUUCACAAUUAUGGCAGAAUAGUACGAGAGAACUUUAAUUUCAUUAGGCUUAAGAAUUUUCAAGCAUCAUAGAAAAUUGAAACUAUGAAUUUUCAAUAUAUAAUACUAAACCGACGACUAAAACGAUGUAAAACUUGAUCACUUAACCGAUAAAAAGGAACAAAUCGAUCAUCAAGUUCUUAAUUAAGUUGGUCUAACCGUGAUCAAAAGAUAUCACCACAAAAAUAUCGAAAUAAAACAAAAGCACGGUUUCAACCAGUCAUCCCGAUGAAACAUUUGUAACAAUAAUAUUCACAAUAAUCGUGUGUGGGUGGAGUGAAUUUGCCGGGGGAUUAAAAUAAAACAAUGAAAAUGAUAAAAACACUAUACAUAGUAGAUAUUAGGAAGCCUCAAUUUAGGUAGAUGUAAUGUUGAAAAUCCGCAUCAGGUGGAAGCGUUUUUUCAUUUAUUAUUUUUAUUUUUAUUUUUUUUUUCAAUGUUGCACAUCAAGAGUUUUCGUCUCAGCUCCGAAUAUGAGUGGAAUCCUUAAUACACCGGAUCGAGCCGAAGUUGUAUCGGUGUCUCUUGUCUUGAAACUUUUAUUCAUCGUUCCUAAUGUGAAAUUUUAUUUAUUCAUUUGAGAAUUACCAUUACGAAAAGUAAUGAAAUACGGCAAAGUCGAGAAGAAAUAAUCGUCGAUCGUGAUCGAACUACUUCGUUCGACCGUCAGUAUUAAAUGCCCGAGGUGAAAAAAAAAAAAAAUUUAAAGAAAAAACUGGAAAACAAGGAAGGAAGAUCGAUGAACAUCAGUUCUUUGCGGCUCUCCAGUGCAUCAAAGAUUCCAACGCGAGGAGCGAGAAUAUAUCAUCCUCUUCGAAAUAAUGUCAUGGAAAGUAUGAUUAAAAAAUUAUAAAGAGAGAAGAGAAAGCAACUAACAAAUCAAGAAAAGUAACGAAAGGACCUUGACUUAUCAAUUAAUAUUUAUUCUAUUUUACUAAGUUACUGAGUAAGAGAAAAUAUGGAGGAAGUAUAGAGCUUUAAAAAUCUAUACCACUUGUGACACUCGAGGGGGGGGGGGGGGGGCAUGGGAUGAAAUUUAUUAUGAAAUCCGCACUUCAAUGAGGAAAUAUAUACGAAUUUACGUAUCUCGGUUUAAUUACGAUCGUAGUAAGAAUUAAACGUGGGAAACAAAAGCGUCGAAUGAAUACGGAUGCAUCGUUAAGAAUUUCGUAAACAAAUUAAGCAUAAAAACACAUGAGGAAAGAAACAGAGUAAAAGAAAAACAAAACCAGAAGUAAUAACAAAGAAGUAAAAAGAAAACAACGGCAAACAAUGCAAAUCGUUAUCCGUCUGAUAUCGGUACGGUUCGUUUUGCAAUGAAAUUGGUACCAAAUGUAUAAUAAUAUUAAUAAUAAAAUAAUAUUAAUUCAAAAACGAGAUAACAAGUGAGCAGCUCCGAUUUAGCCGAGAGAAUAAUGACGAUUCGGUGAAGUUGUUGGUUUAUUUGUCUGGAAAAAGGAGGAAACGCUUGCGUCAGAAUUCGAUUACGAACGUUAGACAACAGCAUUUAGCACUAAAUAUUAAAACGGAAAAAUCAAUAAUUGAAUCAAGUUGUUAUAGAGGAAUAAAAAAAAAAGGAACCAAAAUGUUUGAUCGUCUUAUGAAAGAAAUUGAAUGAAGGUAAUCAUUGGAAGCGAGGUAAAGGAAACAAAGCGAAUAACAACUUAAAAAGUUAUUAGUGUCUUACGAUUCAUUCGGUGUUGAACUGGAACGAGGCCAUACAGAGCUAUUAGUUCGUAAGUUUAUUACAACGUAAUAAACGUAUAUAUAUAUAUAUAUAUUUGACCUUUUACGAAAACACAAAAAAUCUUGCUGUUCCGAUCGAGAGACCCCCACGGUUUAUGCUAAACCACAAAUUCUCAUUUUUCUUAUUUUUUUCUUAUCGUCGUCCUGUGGCUCCGCAAAUACGCGAGAAUUUUCGACGUUCGAGUAUCACGAAAAACGAGAUUUCGAUCUUUUCCAAACGGACGAUGAUUCUUAAUGCAUCGAUCCUUAAUCAUUGCCACCAUUGUUUCCGCGCAAAUCUCCCUUGGUGAAUUUCAUGAAAUAUCAUGAAAUAUAUAAAAAAAAAAAAAUGUAUCCUAAAAUGGGCAACUGUGAAGUUACGAAAGUCACGAAAUAAGGAAUCAAUAAUGUUUGUUAUUUGAUAAAAGGAUGAUGCGUGAGACGCAUCGUUUGCAUUGGCAAUUGAUUGCGACUUAAAUAUUAACGAUUAUAAGCUAUCUGUCUAUCGAUGAGAAGAAAACAAAGUGAACAAAACAAUCGCAACAAAAAAUCGUGUUUCGAUCUUGUGCGAUCGAAACACACACACACACACACACACACACACACACACACACACACACACACACACACACACACACACACACACACACACACACACACACACACACACACACACACACA